GGCGAGCGUGGCAAACGAGGUAUGGAGAGGACUGAGAGGAUCCAAAGGCCCGUGGUGGGCUCCGCAGACUCCUACACCAGCCGGCCAUCGGACUCGGACGUGUCCCUGGAGGAGGACCCCGAGGCUCUGAGGAAGGAGGCGGACAGACAGGCUCUUGCCACGCUUGAGAAAGCAAAGACCAAACCAGUGGCGUUUGCUGUGCGCACGAAUGUCGGCUACAACCCAGGUCCCAGUGAUGACGUUCCGGUGCAGGGCAUGGCCAUUUCCUUUGAAGCCAAAGACUUCCUGCACAUUAAAGAGAAGUACAACAACGACUGGUGGAUCGGGCGUCUCGUGAAGGAGGGCUGCGAGGUGGGCUUCAUCCCCAGCCCCGUCAAACUGGAGAACACCCGUCAGCUGCAGGAGCAGCGGAUGAGACAGAACCGGCUCAGCUCCAGUAAAUCUGGAGGAAGUUCAAGUCUGGAUGUUGCCACGGGAACCCGCCGGCCCACCCCACCAGGAACAGCUCACGUGGACAUGUCCACAGGGGGGUUUGACGCUGAAACCCUUGACCUGGAUGCUGAGGAGCCCCCUGAGUCCCAGGGUGACCCUCGCUCCCCCAAGGCCAUGUCAGGCAGUGUAAUAUCCCCCCAGGCCAACGCCCACCGGCUGCCCUUCUUUAAGAAGAUGGAGCACGUUCCUCCUUACGACGUGGUUCCCUCCAUGAGACCCAUCAUCCUGGUCGGACCCUCGCUCAAAGGCUACGAGGUCACAGACAUGAUGCAGAAAGCGCUCUUUGACUUUCUGAAACAUAAGUUUGAGGGCAGGAUUUCCAUCACACGCGUGACGGCCGACAUCUCUCUGGCCAAGCGCUCGGUCCUCAACAACCCCAGCAAACACACCAUCAUCGAGCGCUCCAGCACGCGCUCCAGCCUGGCUGAGGUGCAGAGUGAGAUCGAGCGCAUCUUCGAGCUGGCCCGCACCCUCCAGCUCGUCGCGUUGGACGCAGACACCAUCAACCACCCCUCCCAGCUGGCCAAGACCUCCCUGGCCCCCAUCAUUGUCUACAUCAAAAUAGCCUCGCCUAAGGUUCUCCAGAGGCUCAUUAAAUCCAGAGGGAAGUCCCAGGCGAAGCAUCUAAACGUGCAGAUGGUUGCAGCGGACAAGCUGGCCCAGUGUCCCCCUGAACUGUUUGACAUCAUCCUGGAUGAGAACCAGCUGGAGGACGCGUGUGAACACCUGGCUGACUACCUGGAGGCCUACUGGAAGGCAACGCACCCGCCGAGCAGCAACCCCCCCAACCCUUUGCUGAACCGCACCAUGGCCACGGCAGCCCUGGCCGCCUCCCCCGAGCCCGUCUCCAACCUGCAGGGUCCGUACCUGGUGCACGGUGAGCAGAAGCGGGACGGGGUUCUGACUGAGUGCGGCGGGAGCAGCGCCCUGCACGACUAUCAGACCGACCUGGGCGGAAAGCCUCAGCAGCAGCACCAGCAGCAGACGUACCUGCGCUCGUCCCGCGGUCAGCUGCGAGGCGGCAGCGGGAGAGGCCUGUCUCGGCAGGACACCUUCGACUCGGAGACCCAGGGCAGCCGGGACUCGGCCUACACCGAGGCCGGGGACUCCUGCAUGGACAUCGAGACCGACCCGUACGAAGAGCCCGAGCCGUACCGAGGGGGCGGAGGCAGCCGCCUCCACCAGGCGCAGCAUCACGGCCGACAAGCCUCCUGGGAGGACGAGGGCGCUGAGCCGGAUCAGGAAAACCUGAACCACCCCUCCAUGCCGAGCCAGACGCAGCCGCACGGACGGGCCAAGCUGAGGGAGCGUUACUGCCAGGACCCUGUGGACACAGGGUCCAACAUGGGCCGUAACAAGAACCAGGACGACUGGGGGAAGGACGUGUACAUCCACUGAAGGCACCGAGAAGCUGCAGACCGAGGACAGAGAGAUGUUGGUGAACAAAUGGAGCUGAAGUGCGGGUUUGGGUCUUUGCCUGUCAAGCUAACAAAACCAUGUUUACAUCCCGGUACAAUGUAAAGAUUACACAUCCACUGCCAGAGCUCAUCAAGAACUUGCAAAUCAAUUUAUUUAUGUUUUAGAGAAAUCAAUUAAAUGUUAUGUUAAUACUGCAUGAAUAUCAUGGGUUUUAUUACCGACAGCACAAAGACAGAAA
Molecule: messenger RNA, 2149 nt
Organism: Nematolebias whitei (Rio pearlfish)
Lineage: Eukaryota; Metazoa; Chordata; Actinopteri; Cyprinodontiformes; Rivulidae
Gene: cacnb1
Product: calcium channel, voltage-dependent, beta 1 subunit
Exons: 13
Coding region: 22-1890 (622 amino acids)
Biological process (GO): calcium ion transmembrane transport; regulation of voltage-gated calcium channel activity; chemical synaptic transmission
Cellular component (GO): voltage-gated calcium channel complex
Molecular function (GO): protein binding; high voltage-gated calcium channel activity
Source: RefSeq, a predicted model, not a curated record